This is a messenger RNA of Colletotrichum higginsianum IMI 349063, 1137 nucleotides long. Its product is annotated as Aldo/keto reductase. The transcript is spliced from 5 exons. Bases 1 to 1137 code for a protein of 378 amino acids. The record is from RefSeq and is a predicted model, not a curated record. Lineage: Eukaryota; Fungi; Ascomycota; Sordariomycetes; Glomerellales; Glomerellaceae.
AUGUCGGCCCUACCUAUGGCGGCUCCCCCCAAGAGCCCUCUAGCUCGUUACCGCAUUCUUUCCCCUACAGCCUCUGUCCGAGUAAGCCCAUUGUGCCUGGGUGCCAUGAACUUCGGCGAUGCCUGGAAGGGGUACAUGGGAACAUGCGAUCAGAAGACCGUUGGAGAGAUUCUCGAUUUCUUCUAUGAGCAGGGUGGCAACUUCAUCGAUACCGCCAACAACUAUCAAUUUGAAGAGUCCGAAGCCUGGAUCGGCGAAUGGAUGAAGAAGAGAGGUGUUCGCGACCAGAUGGUUAUCGCGACCAAGUAUACCACCAACUUCCAGGCUGGUCCCAACGCACCCAACAUCAUGGCCAAUUUCACCGGCAACGGAUCCAAAAGCUUGCAUGUCUCUGUCGAGGCCAGCCUGCGCAAGUUGCAGACGAAUUACAUUGACCUGCUUUACGUGCACUGGUGGGACUACUCCACGUCCAUUCCGGAAAUGAUGCAGUCUUUGAACAAUCUCGUCAUUGCCGGCAAAGUUCUGUAUCUUGGGAUCAGUGACACUCCAGCGUGGAUUGUCAGCAAAGCAAACGAGUACGCCAGAAACCAUGGACUUCGCCAAUUCUCGGUCUAUCAAGGCCGGUGGUCUGCUGCUUCGCGAGACUUCGAACGAGAGAUUAUCCCGAUGACCAAGUCCGAGGGUAUGGGCUUGGCACCCUGGGGUUCUCUUGGGGGCGGGGCCUUCAAGACGGAGGAGCAACGUAAUUCUCAAGAGGGCCGCAAAGUCCAAGCAAGUGAAGCACAGAUCAAGAUCAGUCAGGUGUUGGAGAAGAUUGCCAACAACAAGAACACCAUCAUUACUAGUGUUGCUCUGGCGUACGUCAUGCAAAAGGCACCGUACGUCUUUCCCAUAGUUGGCGGUCGCACUCUCAAUCACCUGAAGCAGAAUAUCGAGGCACUUGCCUUGAAUCUGACCGAUGAGGAUAUCAAGGAGAUCGAAGGGGCCGUUCCGUUCGACAUGGGCUUCCCCCACAACUUCUUGUGGGGAGACAAGGUGCCGUCGAAUCCCGGUGAAGUGUGGUUGUUGAACAUGGGAGGAACCUUCGACUACGUUCCCGAGCCCAAGGCAAUCGCACCCAGAGAGGGGGGACAGUAG